AUGGGCACCUCUAUCAUUGACAUCCAGCGCGACAUUAUUUUGAACACAAUCCGCCAAACCGUCGGCCAUGAUUGGAAAGUUCUGGUGGUCGACGACAAAAGCCGAAAGCUGAUCAACAGUGCCGUCAAAGAAGAGGAGAUCCUCAAUCUCAACGUUUCCAAUGUCGAACAAAUCGAGCACCGCCGCCCCUUCAACAAGGACAUGGACGUCCUUUACAUACUCUCAGCUGAAAGCCAUAUUGUGGACUGUCUCAUGGCCGACUUUGAAGUUGAACGUUACCGGAAAGCCUAUUUGGUUUGGACAUCUUUCCUCGAUCCACAACUACGAUCCCGGCUAGACCGGUCAGAAAUGGCCCGCAAUCGCAUUGCAGACUACCGCAUCAUGAACAUCAACUUUUAUCCUCGCGAGUCACGCUUGAUCACCUUCCGGGAUCCAUGGAGCUUCCCUAUUCUCUUCCACCCGUCUUGCAAUAACCUGAUCCGAAAUCAUCUUCAAGAACUUGCGCAGAAGAUCGUCUCACUAUGCGCAUGCCUGGGCGAGUAUCCUAUUAUUCGAUAUUAUAAACCUCGAGCUCCAACGCACGAAGCAAGUGUUCUAUGUUCCCACCUCGCGCGGUUUGUCCAGACUGAACUCGACCAAUUUGCACAAUUCCAACGAGAUUUUCCACCUCAAACAAAUCGGCCUCGGGGUGUGUUACUCAUUGUGGAUCGAUCGAUGGACCCAUUCGCUCCUCUUCUUCACGAGUUCACCUUCCAAAGCAUGGUCCAUGAUCUUCUACCAAUUAAGGACGGAGAUAAGGUAACAUACAAGACCAUUAUCAACCAAGGAAAGCCAAAUGAAGAGAUCAAGGAGAUGGAACUCGGAGAGCACGAUAAAGUGUGGGUUUCGUAUAGACAUAUGCACAUGCGAGAACUACUCGAGAAGCUUGGAGAAGACUUCGCCAAAUUCCGAGCAGCUAACCCGCAAUUCGCCGAGGACAAUGACAAAACGAGCGUAAACACAAUCAAGGAUAUGCUUGGAGGUCUAACGGAGUUCACAGAGGGCAAAGAUGCGUACACGUUGCACUUGAAUAUGGCUGAGGAGUGCAUGAAAUUCUUCCAGGAAAACAAGCUCCUCGAGGUCAGCUCUAUUGAGCAAUCAUUCGCCACAGGUCUCGAUGAAAACUACAAGAAAGCCAAGAAUCUGGCAGCACAGCUUGUGCAAUUACUUGACGAUGAAUCCGUUCUUGGCCCAGAUCGUCUGCGACUGAUUCUCUUGUACAUCAUGUAUCGUGGUGGUCUGCUAGGUGGUGACAUUCGAAAACUGAUGGCCCACGCCCAGCUCCCCGGCAAGAACGGCGAAGUUAUUGCCAAUCUCGAUCUUCUUGGAGUGCGUGUAGAAAAGCCUCUCAAGGAUGAGAAAUCCUCAGUACAACCUCUGUUCAAUCGCCGCGCCCCAGCUCCAGAACAAGAAGAAGUCAGUUUAACCCGGUACGAUCUGGGUGUCAAGCAAAUGCUGGAGGAGCAGGUUCGAGGGACCUUGGACCCGACAGUCUUCCCUUACACCCGGCCCCACACGGAAAAUGAUGGGGGCGUACAGCAAGUGAUGCUAUCUCAACAGGCUUCCUUGCGCAGCGCAAAGCCUACAUGGGCACGCACGCGCUCUACCGACCAACCUCGUCAACGACUGAUCGUUUUCAUGGCGGGUGGAGCCACAUAUGGCGAGUCGCGCUCUUGCUACGAAAUUUCCCAGGCAUUUAACCGGGAUGUCUUCCUCGCUACAACUCACAUGCUCACCCCAGGCUUGUUUAUGCGCCAGGUAGGUGACCUCAGCGUUGACAAGCGACGUCUGGAUAUUCCCGCGGAGCGCCCUAGGCCCACUGCCCCCGCACAUCUCUUUGAGCGCGAACAACCUCCUGCCCCAGCUGCCCCGCCACAGAAGAAGCCUUCUGUGGCCCCUUCAGGCCCAGCUCCCCCACAAGCGGCAAUGGCGAACAUGUCCUUGAACUCUAACGGUGGUGCUCACCCUCCCUCUAGUGGAAAGCCCCAAAAGAAAGAAAAGGAGAAACCGAAAGAGAAGAAGGACAAGAAAUACAAGUUCUUUUAA
Molecule: messenger RNA, 2085 nt
Organism: Penicillium chermesinum
Lineage: Eukaryota; Fungi; Ascomycota; Eurotiomycetes; Eurotiales; Aspergillaceae
Product: Sec1 family protein
Exons: 7
Coding region: 1-2085 (694 amino acids)
Biological process (GO): intracellular protein transport; vesicle-mediated transport
Cellular component (GO): plasma membrane; secretory granule
Molecular function (GO): syntaxin binding
Source: RefSeq, a predicted model, not a curated record